CCUUUCUUGCCUCCUCUUUAUGUAACCCUCCCGGGUCCCUCUCCCUUUCUAAUUCCUUUUCUAGCGCCGUGUUGUAAGCCGUUCCCCUAUAUUUGCGUGCUAUUCCAGAAAGCAAGAGCUGUACAUGUGUUUUGCAUUGUUCAUCUUUUCGUUUCUCCUGAGGGGGCCUUUCUCCACAUGCUCAAUAUCCUCGAUCGAAACAACCGUUCUGAGGGGACUAUUCUUCCGGACUCUUCUUCUGUCAGGCGCCCCCCCCCCUCCCACAGAACCUCAUCCUCUUUCAAAAGAUGAUUCCUAUACUUCAGUACCCUUAAAAUUGUCUCCGUCUCUCCCUCCCCGUUAGAGUUUCAAGUUCGCCCCCAGACGUCCAGAACAAUUCAAGGACCUCUUACAGUGUGUCUAUAGAAUCAAGCCGAAAUUUCCGC
Molecule: messenger RNA, 425 nt
Organism: Lindgomyces ingoldianus
Lineage: Eukaryota; Fungi; Ascomycota; Dothideomycetes; Pleosporales; Lindgomycetaceae
Exons: 1
Coding region: 125-343 (72 amino acids)
Source: RefSeq, a predicted model, not a curated record